UGAGGACUACAUGUAAUCAUUAUACAUUCUUUAUAUUUAUUAAUAGACAUAUAUAUAUAUAUAUAUAUAUAUUCCAUGUUAAUAGAAAAAAAAACAAGAAAAAACAGUAAAUGGUAAAUAGAAUUGGAUAUAAAUAAAGUUUUUGAGUAUUCAAUCAGACUAUUAUUUUCAUACAUUACCAAGUAAUAAUACAAGUGUAACCGACAAAAGACAUAAUAAGAAAAAAGAGUUUGUGCUUUCUUUCCUUUUUUCUUAAAUAAAAAGAAGAAAAAAGAAAACUUUUUCUUCUAUUCAAUAAAACGAAUAACCAAGUAAAUGUUUGUUUGGAAAAAGGGAAUAAUGUUGAACAAGUUCAUAACGAAUUAUUUUAAUGUGAAAUUAUCUUUUUUAAUAACCUGGUGUAUAUUUUCAAUUAAUUUUGUCAAUAUUAAUGCUUAUCAAUCAGAUAAUUUAUUACGAAAUCAUUGGUUAAGCAAUAUUCAAGAUGAUGAUCUUAGACAAGCAAUAGAAGAACAAAAUAUUACAGAAGAACAAUUAAGAGAUCCACAUCAAUUUGAUCGUUUACUAAAACGUUUAAUAUUUCUAUCACCUAAACAUUUACGAAGAUUUAUGAAAGUAUUAAGAGAAUGGAAUAAUCUUAGUCAGCGUAUAAGGUAUGGAUGAUUAAAACACUAAACAGAUAAACCAUUACUUUUCUCAUUUUAUGGAGUUACUUUUGAAGAAAAUACUUUAGAUAACCAAAUAGAAAACAAAAAUUGUAUAACUAAACAAUCUUGAUUACUAAGAAUAUAAUAGAAAUUGUUUUAAUGAUUAA
Messenger RNA from Schistosoma spindalis, 814 nucleotides. NCBI's taxonomy places the organism in Eukaryota, Metazoa, Platyhelminthes, Trematoda, Strigeidida, Schistosomatidae. The record is from the annotation of a GenBank genome assembly.